AGAGAGAGAGAGAGAGAGAGAGAGAGAGAGAGAGAGAGAGAGAGGUCGGCUGUGAGUGGAGUGCACACGCGCUGUGUUACAUCCAUCCAUUCUCUUCUCCAUCCAUCCAUCUCCGCCCAUUUAUUACCACCAGAGGUGACGAUCGCGCACCGUCAGUCCUCCGCGUGUGCGCGCGUCCGUAUCCGCUGACAUGAGGAGCUGAAACUGAGCCGACACAAGGAUGAAAAUGCUCCGGUUCCGCAGCCCCAGCAUCCGCUCCUUGGACCAGGAAAUCUUCUGCACCAUCCGGCUACUGGACGACUCCGAGAUCUGCUGCAGCAUCCAGAGAGACACCAGAGGCCAGUUUCUGUUGGAUCAUGUGUGCAACCACUACAACCUACUGGAGAAAGAUUACUUUGGUAUUCGUUAUGUGGAUCCAGAGAAACAGAGGCACUGGCUGGAACCAAAUAAGCCUGUAGUGAGGCAGAUGAAGGCUCAGCAGCCGUACACUAUGUGCUUCCGGGUCAAGUUUUAUCCCCACGAGCCAAUGAAAAUCAAAGAGGAGCUUACCAGGUAUCUCCUGUACCUCCAGCUGAAGAGGGAUAUCUACCACGGACGUCUGCUCUGUCCCUUUGCUGAUGCUGCUUAUCUUGGAGCCUGCAUUAUUCAGGCUGAGCUGGGGGAUUAUGACCCAGAGGAGCACCCAUCAGACUACAUCAGAGACUUCAAGCUGUUCCCAAAGCAAUCCCUCAAACUGGAAAGGAAGAUUAUGGAGAUACACAAGAAUGAGCUCAGGGGGCAGUGUGCUGCAUUUGCCGAGUUGAACAUGCUCCAAAAGGCUCACACGUUAGAAACAUAUGGAGUUGACCCUCAUCCAUGCAAGGACUUCACAGGUGCCACGGCCUUUCUUGGGUUUACAGCCACAGGUUUUGUGGUUUUCCAAGGAAAUAAGAGGAUCCACCUCCUCAAAUGGGCUGACGUCAGCAAGCUGAAGUUUGAAGGGAAAACCUUUUAUGUCAUCGGGAUUCAGAAAGAGAUCUCCUUAACAGGCAGGAUUCACUGUAACAGGAUGUCAUCACUGAAGAAACUGGUGUUGACGUUCCACACUUCGACCCCUGCAGCAUGCAAACAUUUAUGGAAGUGCGGUGUGGAGAAUCAAGCAUUUUACAAGUGUGCAAAGUCGAGUCAGAUAAAGACAGUUUCUAGCAGUAACAUUUUCUUCAAAGGAAGUAGGUUCAGAUACAGUGGAAGAGUAGCAAAGGAGGUGAUAGAAGCCAGCUCUAAGAUUCAAAGAGAGCCUCCAGAAGUGCGCAGAGCCCUGUUUGGUCAGAGUCGAAGUUUUAGCUCUCUGAGUCACAAGAACCUCAUCAUGAACAUGGAACCGCUGGUACCUGCACUGCCCUCCACCAACGAAUAUGAAGACACUGCAACAGACUGUGGUGUUGUGGCUGUUAAGGACUCAGUCCCCCUGUCUCCCCACAAAGCUUCACUCCCAUCCACAGAUGCAGACCAACAAGGUACUGAAGAGGGAAACCCUGUUUUGGCCAAUGAUCUGCAACCUCCUGGUAUUCCCAUGGAGACUUCACCUGUCCAACCUCAGACACACAGCAGUGAGGACCAUGUGGAAGAGGAAGAUGAGACUGGUGGUGCACUUACCAUCUCGGAGCUGAUUUACAGCCCUUGUGCUAGCAUGCUGCCCACCCCAGUGGAUGACAGUCAGGGAGGUGUCGAUUUGCUCUUCUCCUCCCCGACCGAGAGCCCCGCCAGGCUGCUGAGGGAGCUCCACGCUGACCCUGACAUCCAGGCCCAGCUGGAAGCUGAGAGGGAGCACCAUCACGUCUACGAGCAAACCCGACUGGCUGCCAGAAGUCAAAUGGGCAGCAGUCUCCGCCUCCUCUCAUCCAAUGAGAGAGUCAAUGCAUGGGUACUGAGCAUGGCCCGCUUUGUUGCUGUGGCAACGGGUGUUCUGCUCGUCACUGUGCCCACACUACUGCUACUGCUGGAGUCCGACAUCAACGUGUCAUUCCUCCAUGAGAUCCGCCAGACGCCAGAGUUUCAGCAGUUUCAUUAUGAGUAUUACUGCCCGCUUCGACGCUGGGUCCUGUGUAAGAUCAGCAUAGCCAUGGAGAACCUCUGGUCAGACUAAAGCGGAGUGAUGAGGAGAUGAAGAGAUGGAAAUGGACAGGAACAUAUAUGUCUGUCUUAACAUGUAGCGUGAUCUUUUAUUCAGUCUUAGCUGGUGUCUCUUGAGAUGACAGACCUAUAUAAAAUAAAAGGCCCACAGCCAUGAAAGGCAAACAGUAAUUGGU
Messenger RNA from Thalassophryne amazonica, 2288 nucleotides. It is a transcript of the gene frmd3, whose product is annotated as FERM domain containing 3. The record is from RefSeq and is a predicted model, not a curated record. Gene Ontology annotation, molecular function: cytoskeletal protein binding. Bases 221 to 2125 code for a protein of 634 amino acids. The transcript is spliced from 17 exons. NCBI's taxonomy places the organism in Eukaryota, Metazoa, Chordata, Actinopteri, Batrachoidiformes, Batrachoididae. Gene Ontology annotation, cellular component: cytoskeleton.